This is a messenger RNA of Aspergillus glaucus CBS 516.65, 739 nucleotides long. RefSeq lists its product as uncharacterized. The record is from RefSeq and is a predicted model, not a curated record. The transcript has a single exon. The coding region runs from base 55 to 501 and encodes 148 amino acids. Gene Ontology annotation, molecular function: RNA binding; RNA nuclease activity; protein binding. Lineage: Eukaryota; Fungi; Ascomycota; Eurotiomycetes; Eurotiales; Aspergillaceae. Gene Ontology annotation, biological process: RNA processing.
GAUACACAAGCAGUGGUGAGCUUGUUGCUUCGGUAUGGCGCAGAUCCAAACAUCAUGGAUGAUAAAGGGCGAGGAAUAUUGCUCUUGGUAGUGGAACAUGGGUUUAACUCGAAGGCACUAGUGACGCAGCUACUGAAGGCCGGAAGCAAUCCCAAUGCAAGGAACAAAAACGGUCGCACGCCCUUAAUGGAUGCUACGGUCCGAGGAAUGGGCCAAGUUGUGAAAGCACUUCUUGAGGCUCCAAAUAUUGAGCGAGAUGCAAGUGAUAUCUUUGGUCGUACAGCUCUCAUGGAGGCUACUAGGAGACGCAAACCUCGUCUUGUAAAGCUUUUAUCCCAAGGCUACGAAGAGGCUUUAUCAAUCGAUUUCUCCGACGACGACCAUGAGUUCGAGGAUGAAGGUGACCUCAUCUGUGAUAUAUGUGGGACUUGGGCUUUUCGCGAAGAUGCUUACCACUGCUCGAUCUGCGACAAUGACAACUUUGACAUUUGUGAUGACUGAUGAGUGCAAAAAAUGGGGUGCGAUCUGUCUGGAUGAUACGCACCAGAUGAUCAAGCGAUAAAAGACAAUGAUACUAGGACAACACCGCCUAGAGGAAGGAUAUUAAUCAGGCAUUUGACUUGGACAGGUGUCUUGUACUAUUUUGAUUAUAGUGGUUCUGUGGGUUCAGCGUCGGAUGUCACGGAGUUAGGUCUAGAAACUUGUACACUAGUUAUGCAUGACAUUAGCAUCUCUUCUC